Passer domesticus (house sparrow) is the source of this 2529-nucleotide messenger RNA. RefSeq names its product AN1-type zinc finger protein 5-like. Gene Ontology annotation, molecular function: zinc ion binding; DNA binding. The transcript is spliced from 7 exons. The coding region runs from base 409 to 1050 and encodes 213 amino acids. The record is from RefSeq and is a predicted model, not a curated record. NCBI's taxonomy places the organism in Eukaryota, Metazoa, Chordata, Aves, Passeriformes, Passeridae.
CUGAAGGGUGGCUGCGGAAGGAUGUGGACUUUAUUUCUGAGAGCUGUUAGCGCGGUGGUGUUGUGCGCAGAGGAGCGCCGCGGGGGGUGCUUGGGCCUCCUCGGGGCGUUUUUGCUGCCCUCCGCGAGGCGAGGGCUGGCAGGACGUCUAUCGUUUUCCCCGGCGGACUCUUUCACUCUGAUGCGGCGGGAGGCCGGGGGCUAGGAUGGCACACACACUACUACUCCCUCUUUAGUUGGGGCAGACAGGGAGCGAGACAAUGAAGCUUCCUCAGUCCUCGCUGGGAGAGGAGCUGGAUGUUCCUGACAAUGUUACUUAUCAAUACAAUUGAAGUAUUGAAUUAUAUAUUAACAUCCAUAUAGCCAUCUUUAAAAAUGCUGAUAUCACUUUUUGUGGCCAAGAAUUGAAAUGGCUCAGGAGACAAACCAGACCCCAGGGCCCAUGCUGUGUAGUACAGGAUGUGGAUUUUAUGGAAAUCCUAGAACAAAUGGCAUGUGUUCUGUUUGCUACAAAGAACAUCUUCAGCGACAGCAGAAUAGUGGUAGAAUCAGCCCAAUGGGUAAAGGGACAGCUAGUGGUUCAAACAGUCCUACCUCAGACUCUCCAUCUGUACAGAGAGCAGAUGCUAGCUUAAGCAACUGUGAAGGUACCGCUAGUAGCACAUCUGGAAAAUCAAGAAACGUGCCUGUUGCCGCUUUGCCUGUAAUGCAGCAAAUGACAGAAAUGAGCAUUUCAAGAGAGGAGAAAGUAUCACCAAAAACAGACAUCAAGCCAGUUGUUACUCAACCAAGCCCAUCAGUUUCUCAACCUAGUACUUCACAGAGUAAAGAGAAAACUUCUGAACUGCCUAAACCAAAGAAGAACAGAUGUUUCACAUGCAGAAAGAAGGUUGGCCUUACAGGGUUUGAUUGCCGAUGUGGAAACUUAUUUUGUGGACUUCACCGUUAUUCUGACAAGCAUAACUGUCCAUAUGAUUACAAAGCAGAAGCUGCAGCAAAAAUCAGGAAAGAGAAUCCAGUUGUGGUGGCUGAAAAAAUCCAGAGAAUAUAAACUAGUCUAUUUGUGAAAUUACUGACUUUUGUUUUAUUUUAAUAUGCCCUAUGAAAGCAUUAAAGAGCAGAUGCAUGGCCAUUUUCCUUUGUUCUCCAAAGUUUUAAUUUUAGCCUUGUCUGUCUUAAUGUUUUUUCACAAUGUUUGGGUGUUUGUUACAGGCCAAAUUGGAUAGAUACAGUCCUUGAAAAUGUAUAUGCUUUCCACAGAAUAUGAUUGGAUGGCUAGAACCUGCACAGGAAUACACAUGCACAGAAGACAGGCUCUAGUUCACAUGUGCUAAAGAGACGUUUACUUAAUGUUUGCUGCAGAUCUGCCUUUUGAGAUGUUCAAGGUGUUUAUGACAAGCCAAAGACUCUGCCUGUUUGGGAGAAGGAUAUGUCAGAAAGGCUGAUGGUCUACUUCUAUCCAUUUGAAAUCUUAUUUUAUUUUUACUUUCCAUGCUCCAUUGUAUUCCAGCAGAAUAUAAGACAUGUAGAGGGCUCUACCAUCCAGUAAGAUGAGUGUUGGUGCCAUAUUUAAUAAAAAUUAAUUUAGCAAUUGCAAUGAGAAAAAUGGGAAAAAUCAGAUAUGUAUGAGAAGAAAACUAUUUUAGAACAGAUAACUUGAGAAUAAUGAUUAUAAUAAUUUCCCAAAAGAAAUGUCCUGUUAGAAAUUAAGAACUGUUCUGCAACAGUUGUAUGCUUUUCCUUGCAUAGCUAAUAAUGUUGUGUAGCACAAUAUUGUGCUAAGAUUAACUUAGAAAACAAAAGCUACGGGUGGUAUUUUUAGAAAUAACACAGCAACUCUAUCAAGUGACACAUGCAUCCGUGUAAGUUGCAGAAGUAUUUGAGCAGUUUAUUAUUCAUGUGCUUCUUAAAUUCAGCACAUUCUGGGUUCAAAAGAUUAUUAGGAGCUUUUUUCAGUUAAAAAAAAGAGAAGUUUUAAAUGUAACAAUUGUUGUGUAUGGGAAUCAUACCCAACAUGACUCCUGUAGACUUAAGUGGGAGCUGGAACUACUCUUGGAAGGCUGCUUUAUAAUUUUUAAUUGUAUUUGGGUGUAGGUCUGCAGUGUUCUUGGGUGUUUUGCAUGGGCUCCAUUAUCUACAGCUUUGUAUAAUAACUAGAAAGGACAGUAUAGUUCACUGAUGCUUGUCUGGUAAAAUAAUUUCUGUGUUAUAAUGGAAGGGGGUUUUGUGAUGUAUGAAAAUUGUGGUGGUUUUUUAUAUAAUCAAGUAUAGUGUAGACUAGUGUUGUAAUGCCUCUCCAUGUAUAUGUACACAAGAUGCUACUUAUGAUUUGUAUUGCAGUGUUCAAUCUUAGUUUUUUAGUUUACUAUUAAAAAAUCAAGCUUUUGCUUUAAAUUUGUUCUUUCAAUUAGUUAUCAGAUAUGCAAGCAUGUACAGAUAGUUCAUGCUUAGGUAUUGCACAUAAUCACUCUAUCCAGCAUCUAUGCUCUGCUGUAUUAUGUAAAUAAUAAAAAUGAUGUACAGAAGGAAA